This is a messenger RNA of Anoplophora glabripennis (Asian longhorned beetle), 745 nucleotides long. It is a transcript of the gene Sod1, whose product is annotated as superoxide dismutase [Cu-Zn]. Lineage: Eukaryota; Metazoa; Arthropoda; Insecta; Coleoptera; Cerambycidae. The record is from RefSeq and is a predicted model, not a curated record. Gene Ontology annotation, molecular function: copper ion binding; superoxide dismutase activity. The transcript has 2 exons. The coding region runs from base 161 to 625 and encodes 154 amino acids. Gene Ontology annotation, biological process: removal of superoxide radicals.
CCCUGUAGUUCCGUGUGCAACUAACGCCUCUCACCCCUCCUGUCCUUUGCGGCUGCGGCUAAAUAAAUUUUCUCGUUUGCCCUUGACAAAUAAUUUGUUGCAACGAUUUCGAUUCCUGCUAAGUCAUAGCGGCCGGUCUUCUAGAAUAAAUUCCAGCAAGAUGCCUACGAAAGCGGUUUGCGUUUUAAACGGUGAAGUAGUGAAAGGAACCGUUUUCUUUAACCAAGCGGACGCAAAUUCACCAGUCGAAGUUACGGGCGAGAUAUCGGGAUUGGGUCAAGGGUUACACGGUUUUCACGUCCACGAAUUUGGCGACAACACCAACGGGUGCAUCUCAGCCGGAGCCCAUUUCAACCCCUACAACAAGGAGCACGGGGCUCCGGAGGACUCCAACCGUCACAUUGGCGACUUGGGGAACGUAGAGGCUGGGAGCAACGGUGUUGCUAAGAUCAAGAUUUCAGACAAGCUUAUUUCUCUGGAAGGGGAGCAUAGCAUCAUCGGUCGUACGGUGGUAGUUCAUGGCGAUCCCGAUGAUUUGGGCAAGGGUGGUCAUGAGUUGAGCAAGUCGACUGGUAACGCAGGGGCCAGGUUGGCUUGUGGAGUUAUUGGCAUUACAAAAGCCUGAAUGGUUCGUUGAAAGCUACAUUCCAGUUCGUUGUUUUUUAUUUUUCAUUUUGUUAAUUUAUGUUCUGAUAAUGUUUGUAGAUUUUGGUUUUAGAAAUUAUAAAUAAAGAUAAAGGGUGUA